AUGGUGAAGAAAGCCAAUGGGAGGUGGAGGAUAUGCACCGACUUCACCAACCUAAACAAAGCUUGCCCCAAAGACAGCUUUCCUCUACCAAGGAUCGACCAACUUGUCGACGCAGCGAUCGGCCAUGAAGUCCUAAGCUUUAUGGAUGCCUUCUCAGGGUACAAUCAGAUCCGAAUGCAUCCCGAUGACCAGGAGAAAAUAGCUUUUAUCAUUGACCGCGACUUAUAUUGCUAUAGGGAAAUGCCCUUCGGCCUCAAGAACACCGACGCCACUUACCAACGAUUGGUGAAUGAGGUGUUCAAAGAUCAGCUCGACCGAAACGUAGAGGCAUACGUCGACGACAUGCUAGUGAAGAGCAAAAAGGCCAAGCAGCACCUUGCCGACCUAAAGGAAGUCUUCGGUACCCUCAGGAAGUAUAAGAUGAAGCUGAACCCGACCAAAUGUGCUUUCGGGGUCGGCUUGGGUAAAUUCCCAGGGUUCAUGGUGACACAAAGAGGGAUUGAGGCAAAUCUAGAAAAAAUACAAGCCAUCCUCGACAUGUAG
This is a messenger RNA of Nelumbo nucifera (sacred lotus), 543 nucleotides long. Lineage: Eukaryota; Viridiplantae; Streptophyta; Magnoliopsida; Proteales; Nelumbonaceae. The record is from RefSeq and is a predicted model, not a curated record.